Molecule: messenger RNA, 615 nt
Organism: Suncus etruscus (white-toothed pygmy shrew)
Lineage: Eukaryota; Metazoa; Chordata; Mammalia; Eulipotyphla; Soricidae
Gene: MDFIC2
Product: MyoD family inhibitor domain containing 2
Exons: 5
Coding region: 1-615 (204 amino acids)
Source: RefSeq, a predicted model, not a curated record
AUGUCAGAAACUGAGUUGGAAAAGAAAAAGGCAAGAACCACUGAUCGUUUUGAAAAUGAUAAAAGUAACAUUUCUUGGCUAAAGGAAGGACUAGCUAGUUCAAUAUUAUCUAAAAAUGCCCUUGGAGAUCCAGGUAUGCCACUCACAAAUGGAAAGCAUGCAGAUGAGAAACCCAUUAAUGCUAUCGUUAUAAAUUCAGUAUCCGAAUUCAAUAUCACAGAUGGACCAGCCAAGGAAACCCCCAGUGAGAAAAAACUGUCAGAAUCCAGCACAUCACUGUCCUCCCUUGAAGAAUGCCAAACGAAAUUUUCCUACCUCCAAACUGAUACUUCAGUUCAUCAGAGAGACACUGAUGAUGAGUGUGCUUCCCUCAUUCUCACCUGCCUAUUUUGCCAGUUUUGGGACUGUCUCCUGAUGCUGCCUGAUAUAUGUGAAACAAUGUGCACCAACCUAUGCUGCCCCUCUCACAGGUAUCACCACACCUCCAGUGAGAGUCAUUCUCGGAAUGACUGCAACUGCAACUGUGACAUGGACUGCAGCCUCUUUGAGUCUUGCCAUGAGACGAGUGAGUGCCUCGAGUUAGCCAUGGAGAUUUCUGAAAUCUGUUACCGCUAG